Molecule: messenger RNA, 3672 nt
Organism: Anguilla rostrata (American eel)
Lineage: Eukaryota; Metazoa; Chordata; Actinopteri; Anguilliformes; Anguillidae
Product: choline-phosphate cytidylyltransferase B-like
Exons: 9
Coding region: 240-1358 (372 amino acids)
Biological process (GO): CDP-choline pathway
Molecular function (GO): choline-phosphate cytidylyltransferase activity; phosphatidylcholine binding
Source: RefSeq, a predicted model, not a curated record
UCUGUGUUGACCGUGGAUCACACAGUCAUCUUUCCUGCAGGGGCAGGAGGGUGUUCGGGGAGGGUAGGUGAUUCAGGGGUGGGGCAGGGCAGAGGCGAGAGGAGGGUAAGCACAGUGGGGAGAAGGGUUUGCAGGGUUGUACGUCUCUGUUUCGACUGAGGGAGUGUCAGCUCUGGGCUGAUGCUGAGUCACAGACGGGUGGAUCCACGGCCUUGUCCCAUGAGCCCUCUACAGGACACAUGGAGGAAAUCGAGCAUACCUGUCCUCUGCCUCGAACGUUUUGGAGUGGUGAUGCUGUUGGGGAGGGGGUCUGGGGUGAGGGGCAGAAGGUUGCUACACUAAGGGAGCCAGCCAUUUUUGCCAGGGAGACAAGCUGCGAGUGUUGCGCACCUCAUGAGAAACUGACUGCCGCACAGGCCCGCUGUGGCACACCAGUGGACCGACCGGUACGAGUCUACGCUGAUGGCAUUUUUGAUCUCUUCCACGCGGGUCAUGCUCGCGCUCUGAUGCAGGCCAAGAACCUGUUCCCCAACACUUACCUGAUAGUGGGAGUGUGCAGUGACAAGCUGACUCACCGGUAUAAGGGCUUCACUGUAAUGACGGAGGACGAGCGGUAUGAGGCGCUGCGCCACUGUCGCUACGUGGAUGAGGUGGUGCGGGACGCACCCUGGACACUCAGCCCUGAAUUCCUUGAGAAACACAAGAUUGACUUUGUGGCUCAUGACGACAUCCCAUACUCUUCUGCUGGCUCUGAAGAUGUCUACAAGCACAUCAAGGAAGCAGGCAUGUUUGUUCCCACUCAGAGGACAGAGGGUAUUUCCACAUCAGACAUCAUCACUCGUAUUGUGCGGGACUAUGAUGUCUAUGCCAGACGCAACCUGCAGAGGGGCUACACUGCCAAGGAGUUGAAUGUCAGCUACAUCAAUGAGAAAAAAUAUAGACUGCAGAACCAGGUGGACAGAAUGAAGGAGAGAGUGAAGACUGUAGAGGAGAAGUCCAAGCACUUUGUGUACAAAGUAGAGGAGAAGAGCCAUGACCUUAUCCUGAAGUGGGAGGAGAAGUCUCGGGAAUUCAUUGGAAACUUCUUGGAGCUGUUUGGACCGGAUGGAGCCUGGAAGCAGAUGUUUCAGGAGCGUAGUGGUCGGAUGCUGCAGGCAAUGUCACCACAGCAGUCACCCCACGGGUCCCCUGGCAGCAGCCCCCCCAGGGAGCGCUCGUCCUCCCGUUCUCCCUCACCCCCCCGCCCCUGGCUUUUCUGUGGGCCCUCACCCCCCUCUCCAGCUUCACCCACAUCCCCUCCAAAAGGAGCCUCUGCCUCCUUCAGCAGCAUGAGUGAGGGGGACGAGGACGAAAAGUAGAGAAAUGCUUAAACACACACACUCGCAUAGACAACUACACAAACACAAUUGCACUUGCACUUAUAAAUACAGACACAUACGCAGUCAUUACAAGGUUUCUUCCUCUCUCUCUCUCUCACACACACACACACACACACACACAAUUACACAGAUCUUGACUUGUCCUCCACGCUGGAUAACACACCAGCAGUGAUUGGAUGCUCAGACUUGCUCAGUGUGGGGAACUGUGGGUAUGAAAGGCAGUGGGAGAUCAUGGAACAUUUAAUUGAGGCUGUGCUAGCACCUCUUCAGUUCCUGUCAGAGAACUUGUGAGAUUUUGCAUUAACCAGGUGACUGUAAUCAGGUGACUUGACCAUGGAGAGGAAGGUGAAAUGAGAGAAAACGAGAGUUGCAGAGAAACAGAUCAUGUCUUCAGAGCCAUCUUACACUUUUACAUUUCCUUUGUUUUUAGUCUUUUUUAAAUUGACUCAGGCUUUUAGAGUUAAAAUUAUUCUGAAGGGCAUGAAACUGAAAGUAGGCUGUAGACUGAGGGGUGGGGCUGUGGUGUGAGGUUCUACAGCACAGUCAGCCAGUUUCAGGCUGAUCAUCAAACAGUAAAUUUUGACCUUGUGGUACGCGCAUCAGUGUGGCUCUUUUCUUUGCACUGUUUCAGUUGUUUCUGGUAGUCUAAUGUUUGUUUACUUCUCCCUCCAGGACAAUGUGAUUGUUUUGUGAUUGUAGAAAUACUGUAAGAGUUAUAUGGCCUUGCCGCUUUGCUGGCAGUGUGGUGUCAUGACAGUUAAGGACUUUGGCUGUAAUGACAGGGUUUGCAGGUGACAUUCCUGGGGUGAGGCACAGUCAGUUUAUGCUCAAGGUGCUAAACUGCUCCUGUAAAUAUCCUCUGUGUGUAAGGUGGAUUAUAUUGCGAAUUAUACAUCAAUCUGCUGAGUGAGGCUGUAUUGUGGUUGAUCUGGCACUUUUAUACAUCUUUAGUAUAACACAGUAAAGACAAUCUUGCGUGUGUAGUGGGGGCAAAAGACUAGUUGUUGCCAGUAGGGGGUUAGAAUUCUCUUCUGUAAUGCGUCUGUAGUGUCAUAACCAAAUUAUAUUACACCAGAACCUCCUGGAAGCUUGAAUGCAUGGUGUCGUCUCCUGCUUUUUUUGGUGCUCAGUGUUCUGCUCCGUGCACCAUCUUUUGUUUGCUUGCACGCAUCCAUUACACUUAUGCAUCGAUAAAAAUAUAAUUAAAAUGAAAAAAUCCUUCUCUUUGCAUUCUAUUUGCAUUGUUUUUGUCUUGUUGAGUUUCAGUAUAAUGCAAAGCCUCCCUCUGCUGAUAGCAUGAAAAAGUGAAAGAGGUUAAAAAAUGGUCCUGUUUUGGUCCUAUCAUCUUCCAUAUUUUGGUAUAAGAAAAUUGAUGUGCCUCAGGGAUAUUAGAAUGGGUUAAUUUUUCCAUGGCACUUUUCAAACUAAAUAACAACAAAAACAAUAAUAAAUACAAGAAUGAAGAGCAGAACAGAAAGUUUGAGAAGCCUCACCGAUCUAUGCAGGAAACAAAUCUGAAGGCUCUUAACUAGAGAGGGCUGAACUGGCUGACUUCUUAGAGAAGCUGUGAUUGAAUCAUGCCCUUUUGAAGAUUAGAUACUGUAGACCUGUAACAGGGAUAUAUGCAAUGACCCAGCCAGCACAACAUUCACAACUGUGCAUUGUUCCCAUUCAAUGUUAGUUCAGUGUCACAGAAAUAUCUGUUGUCCAGAGAGUCGAUGUUUUGUAUUCUAGAAACACCAAUCAGCCUGAAACUUAAGACUUGAGUGUUUGUCUGUAGUCAGUGGUUUUUCUUUAGCUUUUUGGGUUGUAUGGUCUGUCUGUGGUUGCUGAGAAUGCAGGCUGAAUUUUCGAUGAAACAUGGUAUAGUUGUUGCCCAAAGAACAUGGAACAGUGUGACAACUCUUUGUGAUGGCAGGGAUAUAUGCUCUUGCAAGUAACUCUCAAAGAUGUGUUGAGCAUAUUCACGCCCACUUUCACUCGUGUCUCCAUCUAAAUCAUGCAUCACAUUCAGAUCUGCAGUCAUUAAUUCACAAUCAACAGGUUACAUCCACCAGUCCACCAGGUUACUCCCAGUCCUCAAAUGUCCCCAAUCCCCAAAGGAACUCGUUAUGCUCUAGUUGAAGCUCUGGAGGGGUGCUAGAUUUUGUAAUGGACACAUCACUUGUUCACUCCCAUUUCCAAACUCAUUCACAGCUCGGUAUGUCCCUAAAUGCCACUGCCCUAAAAUGUGUAUCAAACAUACUGUUAAGAACAACCACAUGCUAGAAUAUAGUGUUUCAAGUUUGGAAAG